Penicillium cinerascens is the source of this 1728-nucleotide messenger RNA. Its product is annotated as Zn(II)2Cys6 transcription factor. Gene Ontology annotation, cellular component: nucleus. Gene Ontology annotation, biological process: positive regulation of transcription by RNA polymerase II. Gene Ontology annotation, molecular function: transcription cis-regulatory region binding; zinc ion binding; DNA-binding transcription factor activity, RNA polymerase II-specific. The record is from RefSeq and is a predicted model, not a curated record. Bases 1 to 1728 code for a protein of 575 amino acids. The transcript is spliced from 2 exons. NCBI's taxonomy places the organism in Eukaryota, Fungi, Ascomycota, Eurotiomycetes, Eurotiales, Aspergillaceae.
AUGGAGAUUCGAACCGGAGGCGCCCCAGUGACCGAGACGUCAGAGUUACCCGAGUCGCGGCCACAACCCACCUCUGCGCGGAAACGCGUCCGCCGCUGGCACCAUCGAGGUUUCACCGGCUGCUCAACUUGCCGUCGCCGCCAUGUUCGCUGUGAUGAGGCCUCGCCCAUAUGCAAUAACUGCACCCGCUUGGGGCUCGAGUGUGAUGGGACACAAGGGCGGAUGACGUUCAAGGUCUACGGGCCGUCCCAGACCCAGGAAUCACCCAAGCCGCCGCGGGGGAGAAACAAGACAGCCAGCCCAGACUCCUGUGGUGCAUCGUCUACGGGGUCACUGGCCGUGAAGAAGGAGGACCGGAAAGGUUCAUGGCAGGCCGUGGUGGUGUCACCGACCACAGUACCGCAACCACAACAACAACAACAACAACAACCGAUCUUCUUUCGCUUCCAGGAACCCUUGGGCCCGGCCAACCUAGCGAAUUUGCAAUGUACCGAUGAGCUCUAUUUCACACACUUCAUCGACCAAGUGUCCACUCUCCUCAUCAUUUACGACAGCCCCAUCAACGCAAACCCGUACCGCAGUUACUUUCCCGACUUUGCUCGCUCGUCCCCGUCGAUGGUGGGUGCCAUGCAGGCCUUGGGCGCGUUACAUUUGGCAAAUACAUCGGUCGGACCGCAGCGAAAUAAACAUUUCCAGAAGGCGAUGGGCAAAUACGGGCAGGUUGUGCAGAUGUUCAGGGCUCGGUAUGCUGCACCGAAGCGGCAACUCGGGAUGACGGACUUUGCGACGUGUCUACUGCUGUGUCUGUUCGAGAUGAUGGACUCCCAACACCUGAACUGGGCUGUACAUCUGAAAGGAGCCCGCGAGAUCUAUAACCUCCUCUUCUAUCCACAUACCGGCAGCUCCGAACGCGAGGUUCAACGAGUCGCCGACACAAAUCACCCUCUUCGAUCAUUCCUUGUAUCGUUACUAUCUUAUCUCGAUGUUGCCGGCGCAUGUGCCACACCCGGUGGCACCGUGGUUGAUGGCAGUUACUGGAAGACCCUCGGGGGCGGAUGGGAGUACAAUCUCGGCACUCCGAGCCUGUCAGGUAUCCACGAUGAUCCAACUUUAGUAGAGUUGCGGUCGGCGUGGUCUGGCAUGAUGGAGGUCCAGGCAGCCAUCAGCACUCUCGCUCGCGACAAGCAGUGGAUGUCUCCAGAGCAGCAGGAUAUGGUGUACAAGGAAAUCUUCAACCGGCUGGUGGUCUGGCGUGCCAGCACGCCGGUCAGUUUGCAGCUUCUCGGAGAUAUGGAGUUGGAUGAUGAGACCCUUGACCGAUUCCCGUUCCUCGACAUGCUAGAGUACGUGGGAUGCAUCGAGGCCUACGAAAAGGCAACAUUUGUGCACCUGCAUCAGGUAGCCGGAGCCGGUCGAUCAGGCUGGAUCACCGAUCGAGCCUAUUUGGACAUGCUCAUCACUCGCAUUUUGACAUUGAUCCGCAAGCUGUCCAAGGACGUGGGUCAGUUGGCAGUGCUAUGGCCUCUUUUCAUAGCCGGCCAGGAAACCCGAAAGGAAGAAGAGCAGCAGUACGUUCGUCAGACGAUGCAAGAACUCAAGCGGUUCGGAUUCCGAAAUGUCGACAAAGGCCUCGAGCUACUCGAAAGCGUGUGGUUUAAGCGACGCACCUUUCCCCAGGGGUGGACCGAGACGCUGGAUGAAAUUCAGUCUAAUAUUCUCCUGCCCUGA